GAUUAUUCCCACCCACACACACAAACACACACACACACACACACACAAACAGCAACCUGCUGUCUGUCAUUUCCUGGAUCCUGCGUGUCCAAGCUGCUGUGGAAACUUUGAAAAGUUUGCUGGUGGGACUGGAGGAGGAGUGAGGGAGCUCGGUGAGCCAACAGCGGGGCUGCUGCACUCACACACGGAUCAGUUGGGGUCUGAGCUCCGGGGAUGUCGGCUGUAAAGGCGCUGCAGCAGUGGUGCCGGGUCCGGUGUGAAGGCUACCGGGAUGUGUCCAUCACCAACAUGACCACGUCCUUCAGGGACGGCAUGGCUUUCUGCGCUCUCAUCCACAAACACAGACCCGAUCUCAUCAAUUUUGAUUCACUGAAGAAGGAAGAUGUUUAUGAGAACAACAAACUUGCGUUCAAGGUCGCAGAGGAGAAGUUGGGAAUUCCAGCGCUGUUGGAUGCAGAAGACAUGGUGGCUCUUAGGGUUCCUGACCGCCUCAGUAUCCUGACAUACGUGUCCCAGUACUACAAUUACUUCCAUGGACGCUCCCCAAUUGGUGGUAUGGGAGGUAUAAAGCGUCCAGCAGAUGGCCCCACAGAUGAGCCGUCUGGGAAGAAGAACCAGCCGGUGGCGGCGAAGGUGUUUCCCUCUUCCAAACCAGCCAGAGAGAACAGUCCUCCCCCCUCCUCCAACAUCACCCGGCCCUCUCCGUCCCCAAAACAAGCCAGAAAUGCCACAACGGAUGUUGUGGUUGAGAAAUCCCAUCAGACAGGCACCCUGAGUAACAAAUGUGUGUCCUGCAACAAGCAUGUUCACCUGGUGCAGAGACAGCUAGUGGACGGGAAGCUCUAUCACCGGAACUGUGCAAAGUUACUGCUGCCUACAAACCCAACUGCACCUCUCAGAGGCUUACCCACAAACACUCCUGUUUCUAGAUUCACUAAUUUACCAGACUCCCCUAAAGCCAACACAAAUCCUCCAAACCAUGCCCCCUCCAGACUGGGACCAUCAUGGCCGACGGAUAAACCCAGCACCCCUCCCAGCUUCUGCACCACUUUUUCUUCCCCAUCUCUGUCCCGGCCUGCUUCAAGUCUCUCUUCUGCUGCUAAAGAGAGUCAGACAUGUGUUGUCUCCAAACCCACGGCUUCACUGACUACUUGUCAAUCUACCUUCACCACAAUAACCACUUCUAUCAACACCAGGCCCACUGCUGCUCCUCGUACCUCAACCACGGCGGCAAAGACACUACAGUCCAAGCUCAAUUUCUUCCAAUCAGAUAACACAUCUAACGAUAAAGAGAAAAAGACUACAACCACCAACAUUGUCAUAAAUAAAGGGCCAAAUGUGACCGGUAAAAUAAAGGAGGCCCCAACUGGUCAUACUGUUGUUGUGAAUGUUGGCACAAAAGAAGUGAAUGCUAGAUUGGACACAGGUGGGGAGAGAGCUAAAGCAUCUGGUGUAGGUGGAGAUAUGAAGACAAAAGCAUCAGCAGCGGCCUUUAUCUCCAAAAAACUGACAGAGGAGAACAACAAUAACAACAGUAAGCCAUUGGGGACGACUGUAGCGCUGAAGAAAACUGACAAACCUUCUCAAGUCGAGACUCCAAAGAGGGAGGCGGAGGGUGUCAGAGUCAGAAUGAAGCUGAAAGUAGACCCGUCAAUCCUCGCUGACCUGCAGACUCCAACAGAAACCCGGACUCCGAGCCCGGCCGACAGGAGUGGACUCGGAGCCAAAACCCCAGACAAAGGCGCCUCAAAGCCCGGCAGUCAAUCACCCAACAUCUCAGCACCAGAAAACAGCGACUCUCCUGCAGAAUGGAGGUUGAAGCUUAAACCCAUCUCCAAAGCUGCUGGUCCCACCCAGUCCUCCCCUAAAGCGUGGGCUAAUGGAGCUGGAAAGCCUCAGACUUCAGAGCUGUCUGUCGGGCCUUCUCCCUCCUCUCAUCUGCCCAGCCCAAGCGUUUCUGUCACUCCACCUGCAGCAAAGGGAUUCCUGAAUGGUCAGAGAGACCCAACUGUACAGGGCACCAAGCCAGAGUCGAAGAAGUCUAAGACAAAGCCAGGCUAUAUUCUCAAAGAGGACAUCAUGAAGGAACUGCAGGAGAUUGAAGAUAAUUUGAACGAGUGGGAGAAGAGGGGAGUGGAACUGGAAGGGAGGCUCCGCAGCAGUGAAGAAGAGGGUGAAGAUGACUCUCUCAUGGAUGAGCUCAUGGUCGAGUGGUUCAACUUGAUCAGGAACAAGCAGGUGGCCAUGCGCCGGGAGUCUGAACUGGUCUACAUUGGAAAAACCCAGGACCUUGAGGAAGAGCAGCCCAGUGUUGAGCAGGAGCUCAGGAAACUGAUGGAAAAACCAGAACACCUGAAAACAGCUUGGGAACGUAAGAGAGAAGAGCAGCUGAUGGCCAAACUGGUGGAGAUAGUCAACGACAGAAAUGCUAUUAUAGAGGGUCUGGAUGAGGACAGACUCAGGGAGGAAGAGGAGGACGAACAACUAAACAAGAUGAUGAUGAAUUUCAACAUAAAGAAAGACAAACCAAAGAAAAAGUCGCCGGCGUCUAAACUGUUUUUUUGGGGGAACAAGAAGGAGGGAUGAGCCUCCGCAACACACAGCGCUACUAAAACUGUCUUUGGUGUUUGUUUGUUUGUUUUUGCUGCUCUUGUUGUAGUCUUAAUGUCAGUGUACUUAGUCUCUGUGUGCCUCUGUGUGUGUGUGUUCGUGUGUCAGUCAGUCUGUCUGUCUUUAUGUGUGUGUUAGUGUGUCUGUGUGUGUUUCAUUUUAAGCACUUUUGAAGACAUUCCCUUCCCCCUGAUGAGUGCAUCAUUCUUGCCUGCCA
This is a messenger RNA of Etheostoma cragini (Arkansas darter), 2827 nucleotides long. It is a transcript of the gene micall2b, whose product is annotated as mical-like 2b. The coding region runs from base 214 to 2586 and encodes 790 amino acids. Gene Ontology annotation, molecular function: protein binding. NCBI's taxonomy places the organism in Eukaryota, Metazoa, Chordata, Actinopteri, Perciformes, Percidae. The transcript is spliced from 16 exons. The record is from RefSeq and is a predicted model, not a curated record.